AGCGGGGUGAUGUCCGCCUCUGGUGGGAAUGAGACGGCUCUGCUCGGAAGUUUCGCCCGAAAGCAGGUGAAGUACGGCAGCACCUGCAAGUAUGUCUCACGCAGCAGCAAGACAAUUAAGCACGUCGUGCAGCCGGGUGACACUCUGCAGGGCAUUGCGCUGCGCUACGGAGUCACGACGGAAGAGCUGAAGCGUGCAAACCGCCUCUGGACGAGUGACAGCUUAUUUCUGCGGACAUGGCUGGCAGUGCCUGUGGCAGAAGCAGGGCCAGCAGUGGGUGGUGCCUCGACCUCUGGUGGUGCCGACACCAAUGGUGGGGACAGUGCGGGCUCUGAGGACUCUCACCUGCAAUCUGACGAAAGCUUCACCGAUUUCCUCGGCCGCAUUGACAAUUCCAUCGCAAAGUCUCGCAGCCAGCUGAGGCAACUUUCACACACAAGGUUUGAUGAUUGCGGUGUUGAGGAGCCCACAGCUGGUGUUGCAGCACGAGACUCAGCACCAGCACCUGUGGUGAUGACCCGGCAGGUGAAGCACUCACUCCAGAGGCACGAGAGAGACCAUGAGGAGAUCUUCCAGCUCUAGCAAUGUUCCCCCUACUCAGCCAAGGACCGUUGUGUGUGUGUGCUCAUGUGUGUGUGAACCCUUCUGUCUAAGAUGGCGAGUGCUACCGCUCCUGUUUCUGUGAAAAAGAGCUGUCAAGCUAGGACAGUUUAUUUUGUCAUUGACACAUUCUGGCAGUAUGGCAGUGGCUGGUCCUUGCCAUUACUUUUGCCAAUUCAACAGCUCCUGCAAUAGACGAGCGCAUUGCAUUUAAUUUGUUUGUCUUAAAGAAAGGUAAUCGCAUUGCCUCACUAGAAGUGGCAGGAAGCGACAAUGGAACAUCGGUCACUGGGAACAUUGGUCUGCUGAAUGCCUGCAUGAAAUUCUAGAAACGCUCCAAUUUGGAACAAAAUUAACUUUCAUGCUGCAGCUUUUGUCAAGGGGAACUAGGGCACUUUGUGCUGGACUGCAACGCGACAUUUCGCUGUCUUGUGGGCCACGUGGUGCACUGGCACUGCGCAAAUCUUUCAGACGAGCUCCUCACCCGAUGGGCUUCUUGAAUCGGGAGUUUUGCACAAUUAUGUGGUGGUUGAACAAGAACACCACUAUGAUCUUGCUGGUAGCAGAUUCAUUUGACAAAUGCUGUACGAUUUGUAACUUACGAGAGACCUAUCUGCUUUUUUGUCACGAGAUACUAGUACCAACAUGAACAUUCUGCUGCACAUUUUUGAAAGUUAUGUUUUUUAAUAAGAUUGUCAUUAUAAAUGGAACUUAGAGUGUUUACCAUGACCUAUCAAGUGCCAUUGCCCUCCACGUCAGUGCAUGGGUGUUCAUUGUUUGCAAGUUGCGAAUGACUCGUGAGAAUUGCAUAUCAUUGGAUUUCUGCUAUACUAAAUUGACAGUUUUGCACUUCAUCAGUCUUCUUCCAAAACAUGUUUGAAAUGCUUUGCACCUAUCCCCUGUGAUGUUUUGUCAUUAUACAUUAUUCAUGAGACUAUGCAGCAUGUCUUGAUGUCUAUGGGGGUUUUCAGUGCUGGACAGCUUUGCAUUCAUACUUCGCAGGCCACCCUUCCAAAUUGCAUCGUUAUUGGCAUGCUUACCAAGGAUAUCUAAAGUUGUAAUUUUAGACAGCAGGUAGGAAUAAGAAAGGAAGCGCAUGUUCUGUGAAAUAUUCAGGUGCAAGUGUGUGAUGUUGAGAAUUGUCGACUUUUUUUCUGUGUGACUGUCUAGUUUCACUUUAACCCUUGGUGCUAACUUGACUGAAUCAACUGUUUCUUUUUUUUAGUUGCAGCAAGCUGCUGGCAAGUCGUGCAAUAAGCUGCUUUUAUUUUAUUAAAUGUUCUCUUCUUUGAGAGAUGCUGCCAUGUAACACGAGCUAUUUGGAUAAAUGACAGUACACAAUCACUUUUGCUCUACUGUACAGAGUUCUUUGUUUGAGCAGUGAGAAAGUGGCCUCUGGAGAUAUUUAUGUUAUACCUAGUUUGCAUAACAUAUUGAGUAGUUGCAAAAUAGUUAUGAGAUGUUUUAAUUACCCUGACCAUCUGUUUUCAAGGCUUUGAAGAAUGUAUGCUUUUGUAUUGACUCCACUGUGUCUUGUGACUGCAGCUUGUGGCUACUUCAUCCAGUCAAACAUUUCCAUAUUGCCUUGUUAAGUGAUGUGCUAUUUUUAGUAAAGAGUGUACACGCUUUAAAAUCUUUCUGUGUAUUCAGCAGCACAUUCGACUACGUUAGCUCAGUGAACUCUUGAUGCUUGUAUGUUUUAUUCAGUGGAACUUGCAUCGCUUGGAAUUAUCUCUGUUUUGCCGUUCUUCUAGUGCUCUAAGGUUAACAUUUUUGUUUUUCUAGUAAGUACACGGAGUAUUAGUUUCAUCUAUUAAGUGCAUGUCGAGGUGCAUAAUGCUAUAUUUUUUAUCCUUCAUGCAGGCUGUUGCUGCAAAGACUACUUUUUUUUUUUUUUCCUGUCUAAGUUGCGACACUUUAGGGGAGCAUUAAGGCAAUGCUCCAAAGGACAUUCAUCACGUUUAUGUUUGAAAUGAAGAGGAUUCAUUAAUGAUUUAACUACCAACUCCGAAGUGUUUAUUAUGCAUGGCAUAUGGUUCACAAUGCAACUAAUUCAUUGCACAGAAAAAGUUUGUGUUAAAGUGUAUAAAGUGUUUGUUGUCAUUGUACAGAAUAGCUCGCUACAAGACUGUAGCAGUGUUGAAUUUUGUUAUUCAUUUCAAAAUACUUUUGCUCGGAUGCUCCUUGUGAUGUUAGGUAGCUGUUAUAAAUAUCAGACACAAAGGACCUUGGGAGUACCUUUGAAUCUGGAGUGCUUAAAGCAAGGAUGCAGGAAUAUACUUAAUAAACCUGCUGUAUUUUGAGCUGCUAGAUAUAUUCUGAUUGUAAAGUUCUUCCUUAAGCUGCGUCUGUAAUUACUGUACUAAGCCUAGUUUGCCUCAUAUUACCUUGCAAAGGUCAACGAUAGCAGUUAGGACCAAUGUCCCGCUGUGCAAUGCCUGCUAAUGCACUUCUGCAAGUGCACUUGAAACUUCCUUGAAUGGAGGAGAGUGUAGGGUAGAAAAGCUCUUAUAAGAACUUCUUUGCUGAAUGUGCACACUUCGGAGAAUUAUCUUAAACUGGUUCGUAUUAGGGCAGUCCUUGGUGAAAGUUGUGCACUUGCACUCGCAGAGUAGCGACACAAUUUUGAGGCUUCGCAAAGAGACAUGUUUUGUUUACUGGGCAUGCAGUGUUGAUGCGCUCCACAUUCUGUUACUAGCAAACAUGUAUAAAAUAUUUUAGUUUGAUUUUAAUUUCAAGCGAGUCAGCCCCACUACAGUGGACAGUAUCAUGACAACCCUACACAGUUUGCUGGGUUGACAAACUUUUCAUCCUGUGCGAUCAAAAUCGCUGUGGAAGUCGCUGGACGACGAAUCACCAAUUGUAGUUUACAUGUAGCAUGUGCCACUGACUGCACACAACAGCUUUUUUGCUAGUUUACUACGGGUUGCUGUCUCCAUGGGACUUAGACCUACGUCAAGCUGUGUUGACAUGUCACUGCGUUCCCACAUCACUGUGAAACCACGUCUUUGAUAUAAAAAAUGGAAGUGGGUUGGGUUUUUGAGGUAGGACUGUUGAAUAUUCGAUGCAUUUCGAAUUCUCAUACAACUAUUUUUUAGGGUUCUCGUCACCAGCAUUAUUAUUAGGAGGAACAAUAUGAAACUUUGUAAAAUUUGUGCCUGUACUCAUUUAAUUAAGAUUAAUGUAAUUAAAUUGCUGCAAUGCAGGAAUUGCAAUAUUAGAAGAAUAAUCUUUCUUGCUAUCAAAAGAACUUUACGAAAAUGUUACUUAACCAUUCGUAAAUGUUGUUCCUUUGGGCUGUUGGCAAAAAUGUACGGUGCUAGCAUUGGUCCGACAAAAGCAUCAGGGAAGUUAGAAUUCGAAGUCAUUUCUUUGUUCAUUGAGCUGUCAAGUCAAUGGUCUCGUGGCUUCGUAGUUUCAAGUAAAACACCUAAAAUUCAUAGUUGUACAGCUACGUGGCACUAUUAGUGUCAUGUUGCAGUUGUUGCAAGUGCAACAUUAUUAUAUACAUGGUUACUGAGCAACAAGACCGUACGUCAGUGUAUUGCGGUGUUACCAAAGGGUUGUUAGUUGUAGGUAAGCUCUUUUGCCAGAGUGUGAUCUUUAGGCAGAAAUGCAAGUGGGAGUUGUGAUUUGGCUUCGUAGGAGCCAAUUGUAUUGCAGCUGUGUUCUCUUGCUUUUUAAAUGUAGGCUUUUUAUUUCGACUGAAAUUGGGUACUCUCACACAGCAAUCACUUGAGAAUAGUGCUGACAAGCAAUAAUUCUUCUUGGUCAUUUUGAAAACACACAUUGACAUAUUUGUGAUAUAUUGCUGAUCAGUGUUAAGGUGGUCUCUUUACAGCUUUUGUGGAAAUGUGCAGCUAUGGGUCAUGCUUGUGGUGCGUUUACUUCAAGGAAUGUGUGGAAGUUUGUUGAUACUUAUCUAGGAGUUCCCUGUUCAUGAUCAUCCUUUAUAUGUUUGUAAUUAUUUUAGUCAAGUUAGGAAAGUGGGAGCUGUAAAUAGGUGAUAGUACAUAAGCAAUCAUCAUUUGUCGGCAGUUAGCCUGGUGAAACUUGUAGGUCAAAAAAAAAAAAAAAACAGUGAUGGAACGAGUGACGACGGGCAAUGCUUUUCGGGACGAAGCACAUCGUUCCUUCGUCACUUGUUCCAUCAGUGUUUUUUUUGUGUGUGUGUGCUUGACAAGUUUCGCCUUGUUAUCACCACCAGCAAGCCCACUCUUACAUUUUUGCAAGUGAGCUUGUUGCCCUGCCAAAGUGUGACUACAUAUCUUAAAGCAAAGAUUAUUAAAGCCUUCCUGUUUGAAAGUGCCAGUGCUAAGAAUGUGUACAUGGGAGCAGUGUUGUUGUGCUGCAGAUUUCCUUAGCACGCAAGGCAGCAGGCUGAAAAGGUUUAUCUUUGCAAGGUAGCAAGUGGAUCAGAACAUUGUUGGUAUCAUAUGUGUGAACGUUUAGUUAUAGUUUAUCUGUUAGAAAGCCUCGAGAAAGCUUUGCCUUGAACAGUGCGAGUUGCUGCUUAAGCAUGUUGUCGUAUGCGUAGAAGACUCUUUAUAAAGGCUGAUGAACAUGCCGAAGUUUAUAUUUUUUGUUGAGUGAUCAAUGCACAAUAAAUCUCGAUGUGGCAGUUAAA
Molecule: messenger RNA, 5227 nt
Organism: Rhipicephalus microplus (southern cattle tick)
Lineage: Eukaryota; Metazoa; Arthropoda; Arachnida; Ixodida; Ixodidae
Gene: red
Product: LysM peptidoglycan-binding domain-containing protein red
Source: RefSeq, a predicted model, not a curated record